Molecule: messenger RNA, 519 nt
Organism: Miscanthus lutarioriparius
Lineage: Eukaryota; Viridiplantae; Streptophyta; Magnoliopsida; Poales; Poaceae
Source: the annotation of a GenBank genome assembly
AUGGAGACCUCGCUGCGCCUGCGCAGUGGCGGCGGCCUCCGCAUCCACGCCAAGGAGAAGCUGCCCCUCGGCCACAGCUCGCUGCUGCAGGCUCAUGCGGAGCUCGACCUCCACAAAAGCCCCGCCGGAGUUACUGCCCCGAGUUACCUCGCUCUCUUCGUCAGGCACUUCUACCCCCAGCUAUCAGCCAACCUCGGAGCUGGCGUCCAGUUGCACAACGGCGAUGACCUCACCUACAACCUUCGUGCCAAGAAGGCCGUCCUGUUCAAACCAGACAAUGGCUUCCUAGGCCUAAACCUCAAAGGACGCCUACUUAUCGACAAAGAGUUCAAGCCGACAAAGACAUCUGGAGCCGUUGAAUUGGCCUGGACCAUACUUGACUUCAAACAGGGCCAAGAUGUAAGGCUCAAAGUUGGCUACGAAUUGUAUGACAAGGUGCCUUAUUUCCAGCUUAAAGAAAACAGUUGGACGCUGAAUGCUUAUAUGGAUGGGAAAUGGGAUGUUCGAUUUGAAAUGUGA